This is a messenger RNA of Mycena indigotica, 1383 nucleotides long. RefSeq lists its product as uncharacterized. Bases 1 to 1383 code for a protein of 460 amino acids. The record is from RefSeq and is a predicted model, not a curated record. Gene Ontology annotation, biological process: transmembrane transport. Gene Ontology annotation, molecular function: transmembrane transporter activity. The transcript is spliced from 11 exons. NCBI's taxonomy places the organism in Eukaryota, Fungi, Basidiomycota, Agaricomycetes, Agaricales, Mycenaceae.
AUGUCCGAUACAGAGCGGACCCCGCUUGUCGCUGACCGCUCAGAUGAAGUCGUCUACAGUCGAUUUUCUCCUGCAAGGAAAGGAGUAAUUGUCGCGUUAGUCAGCUGCGCGUCUCUGCUACCUAUGUUUGCCAGUGGCUCAUUCAUCCCCUCAAUACAACAAAUUGCCGUUGAUCUGGACACUACGGGCCAAGUGGUUGGCUACGCUGUUGGCCUAUCCAUGUGCGGAGCAGCGUUGAGCAGUUUCUUUUUCGCAACGUAUUCGUCAUUUUAUGGCCGUCGCCCGAUGUUCCUCGCGGGUUUACCACUUCUCUGCAUCGGCUCUAUAGGGGUCGCGACUGCCAACAGCGUUCCGCAAUUGAUGGCUUUCCGAUUUUUACAAGCACUCGGAACGUCUGGCGGCGGAGCAGUGGGGGCUGGUGUCAUUAGCGACAUCUACAAAUCGACAGAGCGCGGGACUGCAUUAGGAAUAUUCGCCUCCGCCGCGUUGAUGGGCAACGUUCUGGCGCCAAUGAUUGGCGGUUGGGGAGCGAAGUAUGCAUCCUGGAGGAUGGUGCAGCUCGGACUCUUCUUCGUCGGCGUAGUCAUCUUUUUUUGCGUGUUCUUCUUGAUGCCAGAGACAUCACAUCCAGGAACUCGGGGUGUAGACAAGUCGGUCGUCUGUCGGAGAAGGAUCCCCGUUAACGUUGUGUGGCUCAACCCGUUUGCUUGCCUUCAGCUGCUGCGAAGCCCCAAUGUGCUGGCAGUGACGAUAUCAGGAGGUCUUGCUCUGUUGGCGGAUUAUGCAAUCAUCGUACCGAUCGCUUACACUCUCGGAGCGCGGUACGACAUCACCAACGAAGCCGUCAUCGGCGCUUUGUUCAUUCCCAAGGGACUGGGAAAUAUGAUUGGGGCACCUCUUGCUGGGCGGUUGUCGGACCGUAUUCUCGUGCAUCGGCGGGCAAAUGGGAGGCGCGUUCCAGAAGACCGACUUCUAGCCUGCAUGCCGGGUGGUCUAUUUCUUGUGCCGUUGUCGAUGCUGUUCUGCGGGCUCACUAUCCAGUUCAUCGGCGGCAUGACAGGGCUGGUACUUGCGCUGGUGUUCUUUUUCACAAACGGACUCGGCGUUGUCGCCAUGCAAGGUCCCGCAAACGCUUAUCUAGUCGACAUCUUGAGGAAUCGAAGUGCGGAGGUCACUGCGGCAACUAUCGGCGCUCGAGCCCUGCUGCUUUCGCUUCCAGUAUCAGGUCUCGUGCCUGCGGUCAUUCACUUUGGGGUGUUGCCAACAUAUGCGGGAGUCGCGAUGCUGUCGUGGGCUGGCUAUGGGUUGAUAUCGCUCACGCUCAGGCACGGAGAGCAGAUGCGCGCCUCGGCAGAUGUUGGAUUUGAGGUUGAUUACGAUUAA